UGCAGCUUCCUAUGAAUAAGCCCAUUGUUUUCUAACGAACAAUAACUUGCCGUAUAAAAAUAAAUGUGCAAUCUGAACAACAAACACAAGAUGAAGCAGGUGAAUGAUUCUACGUUGUGGUCAUGGUGUCUAACUGGCCUGUUGGUGAUGAUGACCGCAGCCAGACCAGUAAGAUCACAGCCCAGUGAUAGAAAUAGCACACUGUUUGCGGUUUACUGUAGUCAAUACAAAGGAAUGAACGAAGAAUAUUUGUCAAGAAACAUUAACACCACACUUUCUAGCCUCCACCGCAAGCUAACCGUCAACCGUUAUGCAACUGCACGCUCGUUGCUUAACGGGGACUCCGUUUGGGGUCUUGCUUCGUGCAGGGGCUAUGUCUCCAAUGCUGAUUGUCUGGCUUGUUUCGACUAUGCUGCUGUUCAGCUAAGAACCUGUGGGUUUGCCAAUGGUGGCUAUAUAUUUUAUGAUGACUGUGAUAUCAGGUAUGAGAACUAUAACUUCUAUACUGAGGUUAAAGUUCGGACUGGCGAGCUUAGAUGUAACAACGUAUCAUCAUCGACCCAGCAAGCAGAGUUCAGAAAAACAGCGAAUGGGUUGUUAUCUGACCUUAGAAUCGCGGUCCCAAAAACAUCCAACUUCUAUGCAGCCUCUAUGAGGAGAAUAGCUGGUGGUAAUGCUACUGUGUAUGCCAUUGGGCAAUGCAAUCUAAACAUAAGUCAAAGUGGUUGUGUCGAAUGCAUGGAAUCCAGAUAUACUGCUCUAGGUGGUUGUCUUCCUAGUUCUUCGGGGCGGUCAAUGGACAGAGGAUGUUUUAUGAAGUAUUCUACGACUCCAUUUUUCAGACAAGACCAGAUAACUAAUAUCACACCUCUUCUUCGUGACGACAAUUCAAGCAAGGAAGCCAUAAUUGGCGGAGUUGUUGGAGGGGUAUGCUUUCUCUUGGUGGUUCUAGGAUUUUUCUUAUGGAGAGUCCGAUCAAAACACUCAACUACUGGACAACUAGAUAAGUCAACUGGAUCAACCGUGUUGCUGCAAGGUCCAGUAAGAUAUGGCUAUGAUGAUUUAAGAAGAGCUACAAAUGAUUUUAGUGAUCAGAACAAACUUGGAGGAGGGGUGUUUGGUGAAGUAUAUAAGGGCACUCUCAAGAAUGGGGAUAAAGUUGCAAUUAAGAAGACAGUUAUGACCUCUACUAGAGCAAAGAUACACAUGGAUGAAGAACUGAAGAUCAUAUGUAAUGUCCAUCACCGUCAUAUUCUACGCCUUGUUGGCUAUUGUAGCAAAGGCCCCUACUUAUUUCUUAUCCAUGAGUACAUGGACAAUGGUAGCCUUGACCAAUUCCUUUAUGGUGACAAAUCUGGGAAUCUAAGUUGGCGACAGAGGAUUGAAAUAAUCUUUGGGACGGCAAAGGGUCUUGCAUAUCUACAUGAACAGUACCAUGUUACCAUUAUUCAUAGGGAUAUAAAACCAAGCAACAUUCUACUUGACAACGAACUUCAGCCCAAAAUAGCCGAUUUUGGGCUGAUAAGACUACUGCCAGAUGAGAAGACUCACCUCAGCACAAAAAUGCCAGGAUCAUUUGAAAAUGGUUAUGUAGCACCAGAAUAUGCCAUUCAUGGGCAAUUAUCUGCGAAAGUAGAUACAUACAGCUUUGGUAUAGUGGUACUAGAAAUCAUUAGUGGGAAGAGGUGUCACAAUGUCAAAGAUGAGGAAUCAGUUAACCAAAGCCUUCUUGAAUAUGCAUGGAAUCUAUACGAUAGCGGCACACAUUUGAGUUUAGUGGACAGCACACUAGACCCUAGUGAAUAUGGAGAAGAAGAAGCAAAGAAGAUGAUAGAGAUAGCGUUAAUGUGUACUCAGUCACCGGUUUCUGCAAGGCCUGCAAUGUCUGAAGUAGUUACGCUUAUAAGUGACAGAUCACUAGACCAAAUACCACCAGUAAGGUCUACCUUUCAAGAAGACGACGUGAAGAUUCAAGUUGGUAAAACAUUGACAUCAUUGUCCUCCAAUGAUACUGCCUCCACCGUUGAAUUUUCUGCCCAUUAAAAUUUCAUUUACAUCACAUUACAUGUUUUAAAAAUGUAUAAUAAGAUCAUUGUUAUCUCUUUUGAUUUCAUUCCUAUUUUCCUCCCAAACAAGGUCAAAACGAGUUGUUGAUGUGUUGAAUAAAUCUCUUCACAACAAUAAAGUUGUACAUCUUCUUUGGCAUAUUCAUACAUCACAAAAUGUAUAGUGUGAACUUGCUGAAAAUAUGUGAAGGCUACUUAUUCUAAGUCUAUCAAUCAAAAUACCACACUCAAAAGCA
Helianthus annuus (common sunflower) is the source of this 2302-nucleotide messenger RNA. RefSeq names its product cysteine-rich receptor-like protein kinase 2. NCBI's taxonomy places the organism in Eukaryota, Viridiplantae, Streptophyta, Magnoliopsida, Asterales, Asteraceae. The transcript is spliced from 8 exons. Gene Ontology annotation, biological process: protein phosphorylation. Gene Ontology annotation, molecular function: ATP binding; protein kinase activity. The record is from RefSeq and is a predicted model, not a curated record. Bases 64 to 2043 code for a protein of 659 amino acids.